Messenger RNA from Nerophis lumbriciformis (worm pipefish), 378 nucleotides. Lineage: Eukaryota; Metazoa; Chordata; Actinopteri; Syngnathiformes; Syngnathidae. The record is from RefSeq and is a predicted model, not a curated record.
AUGGCAGACGACGAGUUACAGGCAAUUAGACAGCAACGAAUGGCUGAACUCCGGGCAAAGCACGGGGAUUCCUCAAAGAAUCAGCAAGUGGAGGAGGCCAAACAAAGAGAGGCAGAUAUGAGGAAUUCCAUAUUGUCCCAAAUUCUAGACCAGUCGGCUCGAGCCAGGUUGAACAGUCUUGCUUUGGUGAAGCCAGAGAAGGCAGUUUUGGUUGAGAAUUAUCUCAUUCAAAUGGCCCAGUGUGGAUCCCUAGCAGGAAAGAUAUCAGAUUCAGGCUUGGUCGAGAUCCUAGAAAAAGUCAGAAAGCAAACAGAGAAAACGACAACAGUCAAAUUCAACAGGAGGAUGGUGAUGGACUCAGAUGAGGACGAUGAUUAG